Molecule: messenger RNA, 1314 nt
Organism: Heterostelium album PN500
Lineage: Eukaryota; Evosea; Eumycetozoa; Acytosteliales; Acytosteliaceae
Product: phosphatidylinositol phosphate kinase family protein
Exons: 5
Coding region: 1-1314 (437 amino acids)
Biological process (GO): phosphatidylinositol metabolic process
Molecular function (GO): phosphatidylinositol kinase activity
Source: RefSeq, a predicted model, not a curated record
AUGGUUUGGCUAACGAAUCCGCAGUUCUUCAAGGGAUUCACUUCGAAUCUCAAAAAGGCUUUGCCGUGUAUCAAGAUUGCCGACGAAGAGAACAUCCCGCUGCUCCGAUCGCUCGGUGACGAAGCACAAGAUCCAACACAGCUGGCGACUUCCCUGCGUAACUACAUUCUCACUUGUUGUCUCAAGGGAAUAUCGCUGUCGGUUCACGACAACCCAAUCGAUUCUGAAGCUAUCAAUCACUCCGAUCUCGUUAGCGUCGAAGAGAGAAUCUACACAGAGAAGGAUUUGUUCCGCGAGGAACUCAAUCUUCAAAACACCACCACCAAGAAGCAUGAAUUCAAAGAUUAUACUCCAAAGAUAUUCGCUGCAAUUAGACAACUACAAGGUUUAUCUCCAGAUGAUUAUUUGAAAUCAUUUAAUGCAACAACAUUCUUUGAUAUCUUAACUAAUCAGAAGUUCUCAGAGGGUAAGAGUGGUAGUUUCAUGUGUUUUACACCAGACAAUCAAUAUUUGAUAAAGACAAUCACCGCAGAGGAGAGUAGAUUAUUAAGAAAGAAGAUGAUAAAGUUUUAUGAUUAUUUUAAAUCAAAUCGUUCAUCGUAUCUCUUAAAGUUUUAUGGUUCUUAUAAAGUUGUUAUGCCAAAUCGUCAUUAUGUUUAUUUAGCAGUAAUGUCAAAUGUAUUUAGCUGUACGACACAAAAGAUUAGAGAACGUUACGAUAUUAAGGGAUCAUGUAUAAAUAGAGGUGGAAAGCACGACUACGACAAGAAAUCAUUAGGUUUGGAUCUAGAUUUUAUCAAUGUCAGACAGAGUCUAAGAUUACCACAUCAUCACAAAGAGUUUAUUAUUCAUCAACUGCAGAGAGACGCUGAGUUCCUACAGUCUUUAAAUAUCAUGGAUUACAGUUUACUCAUUGGUGUACAUGAGAACACUGAUGAUCAACAGCAACAACAAGAACAACAAAUUACAAAUGCACAAUCACCAGAUCAAUCACCUUCCCAAUCAUCAUCUACACCAUCACCAUCAUCACUAUCUUCAUCGUCAUCAACAUUACACUCAUCGAAUAACUAUAUAGUUAAAACACCACCACCCAACUAUGGUAGAUUGAUAUCAUCGGAUAACAAAGAAAUAUAUUAUAUUGGAAUUAUCGAUAUUCUUCAACUAUAUGAUUUUAGCAAGAAACAAGAAAGAUUUUUAAAGAUUUACUUUACUCGCAAAGAUGGUAAAGGUAUCUCUGCAGCACCACCCGAUUUCUACAAAGAAAGAUUUAUGAAUAGAAUGAAUCAAAUCAUUGGUGAAAUCUAUUAUGUUUAA